This is a messenger RNA of Sardina pilchardus (European sardine), 3168 nucleotides long. RefSeq names its product pleckstrin homology domain containing, family G (with RhoGef domain) member 7 (gene plekhg7). Gene Ontology annotation, biological process: Rho protein signal transduction. The record is from RefSeq and is a predicted model, not a curated record. Gene Ontology annotation, molecular function: guanyl-nucleotide exchange factor activity. The transcript has 17 exons. Lineage: Eukaryota; Metazoa; Chordata; Actinopteri; Clupeiformes; Clupeidae. Bases 486 to 2672 code for a protein of 728 amino acids.
CAAACUUGGGGCUUGCCAUAAUCACUGCGUGCUCAUCCUUUGCGCUUAAUCCCUCAGUUUCUUUCAGAUCGGUUUCAUUAUUUACACUAUUUAUUAGGGGCAUCAACAUAGCCUAUGACAGGGGCAGGCGCGCAACAUGAUUCUCGGGUACAGAAAUUCACAGGUCUGUUCAAGGGUUGUUUGGUGAGAGCUCAACGCGAUGCCGGGAGGCCACCGCUGCCAAAACUCGCCUCCAACUUCGUCCGCAAAGCAGUUAGGCUACCCACGCAAGCGACAAUACACAGUGGCCAUCGCUUUCGUACUUGUCUCACGUACACCGAGCGAAGAACGUAUCUCAGAGGGGAAUCCAUAAACUGGUUGUGUCGUGAUCAUGUGUCGUCAGAAUGGAACCAUAAGACGCUCAGAGAAACGAGAGGUCCAUUCAGCUCGAUUUGACGGGUUAUAAACUGCUUCUUUUCCUCCGAUACAAUGAUCUCUAGCACAAAAUGUCUGAGAUUAUAGACGCGGACACAAUUAAGGAAAACGGCAAGGACUUGGAGAAAACGUUAGACUGGAGCUAUAUAGAAUGGCGUGAGGAUGAGUCAGCUAAAGGGACGAAUGCAGAGACGCAGACAGAGCCGGAGACGUUUGAGGAUAAACAAACGCAGACCAGUCACCCUUUCAUCAUGCGCCUAGACCUGGACCGAACGCACUCCAGACUGCGAUAUGGCUCCUUGAAGGAGUUCGACAACAUGCCCACCCCACUCUUUCAGUUUGACAGACAGGCUCCCGGCAGGAUUUCCACGUCCCCCACGCUACGAAGGAUGCGGAGCACCAGACGGAUGGACGGCCCACACGAGGAGUCUGGUUCGUCUGAGACGUCACCAUGGAGCCCUCUGUCCCCCUUAAGCCGACUGAAGUCUCCCCUCGCGGCCAGCGUGUCGCUUCCGAUGGAGGGCCAGGUCCAGAGAGUCUCUCACCCGGAGUCUUCUGCGAUCCGUGGGAAAGCGAGAUCGCUUAGAUCAAAGACUCUUGACAAUGGUGUCAUUUGCAAAAGGCAAGAGGCUCCGCGCAGAGAGCUUGUCAGCAGUAGCAGCUUUGAUUGCACCAGUGACGCUGAUCAGGUAAAGGACCUGCCUCACAAAAGGCUCCAGGAGCGCCGCCGCAGCUCGGUGGUGGUGAGCCUGCCGGGGCUGGACGUAUCACCGGGGGACCUCUUUGUGUCCAAUGGCGCCGCCGACAUUCUAAACCGCUCCACGUUCUCAGACACGAAGAAAUCAAAGUGGCCGUUCUCCAGACGCAGUACGACCAAGGGAAAGGUGCGGAUGGCCACGGCCACAGACGUGGAGAAGUGCCUCUCGGACGCUCACGUGCCGGACUGGAGGGACUCGGACUUCCAGAGGUACAAGGACUGCCCCCUGGAGGAUUUUCUGCGGGAACACUCGCCCCCGCUCCACGCUCAGGAGGAGCCCAAAGCCUACAAGAGGCAGGAGGCUAUCUGGGAGCUCUUCACCAGCGAGUGCGUCUACUUCCUGGACCAGCUCAUGGUCCUGAAGGAGGUAUUCCUGACCACCCUCAGCGAUCUGCAGUUGCGAGAUUGCCUGCAAGAUAUCGACUGCUGGAGGCUCUUUGCCAAUCUCAACGAGCUUUGCCUGGUGAGCUUUGACUUCCUGACCAGCCUGUUGCGUGUGAUCAAGGAAUCUUGGCAGGACGCAGACUCGGACAACACACAGGCCCUGCUGGCUCUUCUCAAAAAGGCUUUUGGGGAGAGCAUUUGCCACUGUCUGCAGAAGUACUGCCUGAACUACUCGGCCGCCAUCCUUUAUCUGGACGGCCUGAAGCCCCGGGAGGACUUUGGCUCCUACGUGAAGUGGUGUGAGAGGCAUCAGCAGUGCCGGCGGCUGCAGCUGCGUGACCUGCUGGUGGUUCCGCUGCAGAGGUUCACACGGUACCCGCUGCUCCUGAAGAACGUGAGCAAGAGAACCCAGAGCCCGGAGGAGGAGAGCGCCCUGCAGAGGGUGGUGGAGCAGGUGGACAGAGCCAUCUAUGACCUGGAGGGGAAGGUGAAAUGGCUGGACAACUACCAGAAGGUCAAGCAGCUGAAGGAGGCUCUGGUCUGGCUGCCGGUGUGGGAGAGGGACAAGCGAGCUUACGUACCCGAGAACCUGAAGCACCUGCUGAAGGCCGUGACUCUGGAGAACCUCAUCUCUCACCGCAGCCUACUGCACGAGGGGAAGCUGGUCCUGAUUGAAAAUGCCAAACUCCACGAGGUCUUCCUGUUCCUCUUCGAUGAGUUCCUGCUGAUCACCAAGCUGAAGCGGACUAAAAAGAGGUCCGGCGGCGCCGAUCAGAUCCAGUUGCGUCCGGGCCCGGGUCAGGAGCUGGAGCAGUUGCUGCUGGACGGCUGCAGCUUCACCGUCCUGGACCAGCCCAUCUCGCUCGACCGCCUGCAGCUCAAGAAUGUUGACCAGCUCAACGCUACAGCCUCAGGCCUGCCCAAUUCCUUCAUCCUCAUGCACCAGAACCGCUACCAGCAGUGCAUCGGUGUCUUCAUCCUGCAGGCUUACUCAGAAGCCGUCAAGAAAUCAUGGAUGACCGAGAUCGAGAGUGCCAUUUCGUCGCUUUUGAAGCAGGACUCGCGGCAUCCCCAUCUGAAAAACUCGUCGGCCUGGUUGGAGUCCUCGCAGAUCUGAGCCUCUGCUCUUCGCCGGCCCUGCGGAGAGUCCCCGACGGACCCGACGUAACCCUGGUCCUCAGCAGGCUGUAGCUUCCAGCACCUCCCCGCCCAGAGCCCAUCCUGCUGAGGCUCACCCCUCCUCCAGCCUCCCCUGCCCCAGUAGAACACUCCUCCACCCCCCCACACCCGUCCUCCUCCCUCCCUCCUUCCUCAGUUCAGAAGUGUGUGGAACCGUGAACAGUCACCGCUAUGGCGGACAGCUCUCUUUCUGUGUGUGUGUGUGUGUGUGUGUGCUACAGGUGACGCCCUGUGGGUCAGAUGGACUCAGAUCUCCCCUGCCAACUUCUCCGAGUCACCUUCACCUACUGACACACGCGCAAGCAUCCAUCCAUCCAUCCAGUGGGAAUAGGGCAAUCACAGAGACAAAGUCAAGCACACAAUCUAGAUAUUAAUGUUCUUCCAGUUGAUGUAAAUGACUAGUUUUUUGUAAUUAAAAGUUUCUCAUGAAACUA